AUGACAUUUUCAACUUCCGAGUCUGAAAUGCAACAGGCAACUACGCCCGCCACUGCUGUUGGUAAGACGCUAAAAAAAGCUGAGAAAAAAACCUCAGCAAGGUCAAAACAUGUCAAACCCAGCCAUCCCCCAACUUCCGAUAUGAUCGGUUCGAAUCACAAGGUCGAUUAUGAAAGACUUGCACCGUUCAUAAGAAAAUAUCUUAAGACCGCUGUACAGUCCGGUUCCUUGAUUCAGACCAAAGGAAAAGGAGCGUCUGGUUCUUUCAAAUUGGCCGCUGGCGGUUCUACAACAAACGCGUCGAAGAAAGUUGCGAAAAAAUUGGUCAAGUCGGCCGAUGGAGCAAAUAAGAAUGCAUCACCUACAAUGGCAGCCGACAAGAAGAACACAUCACCUGCCAGGUCUACAUCUACAGUGAGUAGGUCGAAAAAGAGAGCGGCAAUUGCGAAAGAAAAGAAGUCAAAAUUAACGAAAUCUCCCUCGAAAGCUAAGAAGGCAAACAAAUCGCCGACGAAGAAGCCCAAAGCACCGAAACCAAAAACGGUCAAAUCAGUAACGGCUCCGAAGAAAAGAUACGAUGUCAUACAAGAUGUUUUCAUCGAACACGGUAGGUAA
This is a messenger RNA of Coccinella septempunctata (seven-spotted ladybird), 615 nucleotides long. RefSeq names its product histone H1B-like. The record is from RefSeq and is a predicted model, not a curated record. Bases 1 to 615 code for a protein of 204 amino acids. Gene Ontology annotation, molecular function: DNA binding. Gene Ontology annotation, biological process: nucleosome assembly. Lineage: Eukaryota; Metazoa; Arthropoda; Insecta; Coleoptera; Coccinellidae. The transcript is spliced from 3 exons. Gene Ontology annotation, cellular component: nucleosome.